AUGUACUCCUCCUCGCUCGUCUCCCAGGUGGGUUUCAAGCAGGCCGCCGGGACUCCCAUCGUGGGGUCGCUGAAGUCUCGCGCGGCGGCGCUGGGUAUCAUCCCGGAGGGGAGCUUCGCAUCGCGGGGCUCUGCUGAGGAGGCCGGCGCGGGCCCCUCGAGCCAGCCCUCCUGGCCGCCCGCGGAGCCCGCGGCGGCGUGGCGGGAGCACGAGGAUGUGGGCCCAGCUGCGGUGGCCGACCCGUACGGCGACCCCGACGAUUUCUGGCCGGAGAUGCCAGACGCGCUGGACGAGGCUGAGCGGCCCGGGCCUGCCGCUGGCACUCCCGGGGGCGCCGGCGGCGCGCCGCCGUGGCGCCAGGCGCCCAGCCAGCAGGCGUCCUCGCUGCGUCCGCCGCCGGCCGGGUCCAGGCUCCUUUCCCUGCGGCCCAGCGGGCUGACGCCGAGGACGCCGGGCGCCGGGCAGGCGCAGCCCGCGCCGCCCGCCCUCGGCGCGCCGCGGCCCAGCACAGCCUGCGGCUCCCGCGGGUGGGCCUCCCGGGCGCUGGGGCGGCCCGCGCUGGUGCCGCGGGUGAAGGAGGAGCUGGCGGCCCCGGCGCGCUGGUCGUCGGCGCCGUCGGCGCCCGUGAAGGCCGAGCUGAACGUGAAGAGCGAGAGGCCGCUGAAGAACUGGGAGGUGGAUCGGGACAAGAAGCGCAAGGAGGCGCUCAAGCGAGACACGGCCUGCAAGGCGAUCUGUGUGAUAAAGCACGGUCUACGCCAGCCAGAGGCGCAGGCCAUGCAGCUGGACGGCAAAGGAUAUAUACCUGACAACUGGGAUGCGGAUUUCAAGGAGCACCUGGGCUCCUAUGUCAAGUUCUUGCUGACAAGGCCAGACCAGUUCAAGGUGACCGAGGGUAGCGGCCCAGGUUUGUUCACCGUGGAGAACGUCGCGGGGAACGACACCGUGCCCCCGGAGAAAGUGCCCGCUUGGGGCUCUUGGAGAAAAGGCGGCAAGGCCCCCGGCGUCAAGACCGAGGACGGCGGCAAGGGCGGCAAGUCUGGGCCGAAGGGGCCGGCCUGUGGCAAGGGCAGAGGGAAAGACAAAGAGAAGAGCAAGUACCCCUAUGAUGUCUGCUGGCAGUGGAUAGGAGGCCACUGCCGUGACGGAGACAGCUGCAGGUGGAAGCACUACCCCCUCGUCGGCAGCGAGGAGCCCGCCGCACCGCAGCCCCGGCCGCCCGCCACGCCGCCUCCUGGGCGGCCGCAGGGGCAGCCCAUGGGCCUGCUGCGGCCCAAGUUCGGCGGGCCCCGGCCGCCCCCGUUCGCGCCUCCUGGCAAGGGCGGGUCGAAGGGCCCAGCCGGUUGCGGCGCCUGGGGGAAGGACGCGCGGCCGGUGCAUCCGCAGCCCGGCCCGCAAGCCUGGGGCGACGACGAGGGGUGCGAAGUAAGCGGCCUGGACAGCCACGAGGCCGAGCCGGACGACGCGGACUUCCUCGGCGUCCAGGCUGACGACGAGCCCACGGAAGCCCACGGCGAGGAUGACGCGUGGGGCCUGCUCGGGGGCGAGGGGAAGCGGCCCGCGUACGCCGGCGGCGACGAGGCCUUCAGCGCGAAGAGGGCGCGGAUGGCCUGGUAG
Molecule: messenger RNA, 1617 nt
Organism: Prorocentrum cordatum
Lineage: Eukaryota; Dinophyceae; Prorocentrales; Prorocentraceae
Source: the annotation of a GenBank genome assembly